AUGACUUCCACUGGAAAAUCACCUCUCAAUCUGGUUCUUGGAGCCGCAAACGUCGGAGACAAGGAGGCUGACCCUUGGGCUCGCUACGACACUCCAGAUGAAGUCAACGCUUUCAUUAAUGUCUUCGCCAGGCGAGGCUAUACUCAACUCGAUACUGCUGCAGUCUAUUCACCUCAAGCUCCCUACAGCUCUGAGCCUCAUCUCGGUGCCGUCAAUGCAGGCGAUCGGUUCAGCAUCGACACCAAAGCAGAUUUCAUGAAAGGCCAUACCAAGGAGAAUAUCACCCAUGAUAUCGACAACUCACUCAAGCUUCUAAAGAUCAACCAGAUCAAUAUCUAUUAUCUCCACAUACCUGAUCGUAACAAUCCUGUUGAGCCAGCUCUUGAGGCUCUUGAUCAGGGCUACAGAGAUGGUAAGAUCAAAGCUUGGGGCAUCUCCAACUUUCGAGCCGAUGAAGUUCAAGAAGUGAUCGAUAUCUGUGAAAAGAGAGGCUUUGUCAAGCCUGCCGUUUACCAGGGUCACUAUAACGCACUUGUCCGCAGCGGUGAGAAAGAAUUGUUCCCUAUUCUUCGAAAGAAUGGCAUGGCGUUUUAUGCCUAUAGUCCUGCUGCUGGCGGUCUCUUUUCUGGGAGUCACAAAGAUCCUGCUCCAAAUGGACGAUUUGACACAGCACACAAGUCAGGAAGCAUCACUAGCUCACUCUACAUCAAGCCAUCAGUUCUUGGAGCUGUUGAUAAGGCCAUUGAAGUUUUCGUCAAGCAUAACAUUGGAGGACAUGCUGCCGCCCUCAGAUGGACGGCUCAUCAUAGCAUUCUCGACAAGAAAUACGGCGACGGCUUGAUAAUCGGUGCUUCUAGCCCCCAACAGCUGGAGAGCAAUGUUGAUACGAUUGAGGAGGGUCCGUUGCCUGAAGAAGUUGCUGCUGCUCUUAACGCGGUGUAUGAAGAGGCUGGUGAUGAGGUCGCUUACCAUAUGUAUAUGCAAUUUAUUACUGUGACUAAUCCUGGCCAACGUGCGUCAGCCAAGACGACGCGAAAGGCUCACUCCCAUGCAGCUCGCGUAGCCCAUGCACGGACACGGAGACAACAAAUGGUGGACUACCAUGACCAAAGGAGACAACAAACUCCUCAAUUGAGCCCUGCAAAGGGUCAUGAACCAAAUAAUCCAUUUCCAAAACUCACUGUGUCUUCGACCAGCGAACUACAAACAUUAACAUCUGUGCCUUUCACACUACCUGGCGAUUUUCAGCCAAGUAACAUAAUAUAUUUUAUCAAAUCGCUUUCGACAUUUGAGCACUCCAUAUUCAGUCAAUCAUUUUCUGACCAUCCCGGCGUAGAUCUUCAAACUGUUCUGCCUUCCCAAAUUGCACAUUGCCCAAUAAUUAUGGACAUUGCAGAACAAGCAGCUGAAAUCAGAAGCAACUGGAUAUUCUUCGUUUCUACUGAUCUGGUUCUUCUACGAGGUUGUCUCCUCGCGGCAUGCCGCUACUUGGCCCAAGUUGAGCUCCGUGAAGAGUACGCAUUGUUAGCCAUUCAGUACAAGCAGUACUAUUUACAAAGCCUUCGGAAGGGACUUUCGUCAGCCGGUCUUUCGUCGCGUCGGAAUGCCGUCGCAAUGACUACGGUUCUCGCACUCGAUGAGAUUACUUGCGGAGAUCAUCUUAUCGCUGCUAAACACGUCCUUGGUGCCAUGAAAAUAAUCGAAGAUGCUGGCGGACUUAGAAGUCUUGGGCUUAACCAUCUUGUUCGCUAUGUCCUCUACAAUCUCAUGUUCGGCAAGCGACUAUCAGAAUGGGACAUGGAUCUCCAACUUGCCUCAACGCUCAUGUCACCAGACUCGAUACUACCCUAA
Messenger RNA from Fusarium redolens, 1851 nucleotides. Its product is annotated as NADP-dependent oxidoreductase domain-containing protein. The record is from RefSeq and is a predicted model, not a curated record. Gene Ontology annotation, molecular function: oxidoreductase activity. Bases 1 to 1851 code for a protein of 616 amino acids. Lineage: Eukaryota; Fungi; Ascomycota; Sordariomycetes; Hypocreales; Nectriaceae. Gene Ontology annotation, cellular component: cytosol. The transcript is spliced from 6 exons.